AUGGAGCUGAAAAACUGCACCAGGGUCAAAGAAUUUAUUUUCCUUGACCUAACCCAGAAUCAAGAACUGAACUGGGUCUUAUUUCUUUUCCUACUUUGGGUGUAUGUGACAACUCUGCUGGGAAAUCUCCUCAUCAUGGUCACGGUGACCUGUGAAUCUUGCCUUCACACCCCCAUGUAUUUUUUGCUCCGUAAUUUGUCUAUUGCCGACAUCUGCUUUUCCUCCAUCACAGCUCCCAAGGUUCUGGUGGACCUUCUGUCACAGAGAAAGACCAUCUCCUUCAAUGGCUGCUUCACUCAGAUGUUUUUCUUCCACCUUGUUGGAGGGGUGGAUGUAUGUUCUUUGUCGGUGAUGGCAUUUGAUCGCUAUGUGGCCAUCUCCAAGCCCCUGCACUACGUGACCAUCAUGAGCAGAGGGCGAUGCACUGCCCUCAUUGUAGCCUGCUGGCUGGGGGGCUUUGUCCACUCCAUCGUGCAGAUUUCCCUGUUGCUGCCCCUCCCCUUCUGUGGACCCAAUGUUCUUGAUACUUUCUACUGUGAUGUCCCCCAGGUCCUCAAACUCGCCCAUACUGACAUUUUUGUGCUUGAGCUGCUGAUGAUUUCCAACAGUGGGCUGCUCACCACACUGUGGUUUAUCUUCCUGCUUGUGUCCUACACAGUCAUCCUAAUGACGCUGAGGUCUCAGGCAGGGGAGGGCAGGAGGAAGGCCAUCUCCACCUGCACCUCACACAUCACUGUGGUGACCUUGCACUUUGUGCCCUGCAUCUAUGUCUAUGCCCGGCCCUUCAAUGCCCUCCCCACAGAUAAGGCCAUCUCCAUCACCUUCACUGUCAUCUCCCCUCUGCUGAACCCCUUGAUCUACACUCUGAGGAACCAGGAGAUGAAGUCAGCCAUCAGGAAACUGAGAAGAAGAUGUGUACCUUCUGAGAGGAUAUAG
Molecule: messenger RNA, 936 nt
Organism: Equus quagga
Lineage: Eukaryota; Metazoa; Chordata; Mammalia; Perissodactyla; Equidae
Product: olfactory receptor 4D10-like
Exons: 1
Coding region: 1-936 (311 amino acids)
Biological process (GO): G protein-coupled receptor signaling pathway
Cellular component (GO): membrane
Molecular function (GO): olfactory receptor activity; G protein-coupled receptor activity
Source: RefSeq, a predicted model, not a curated record